ACGUCGCGUUUUCAUAGUAUUGAAUAGUGCAUACAUUCAUCUGUUGGAGUACGAUGUGGCAGAGUCUAUGCCUUCCAGUUUCCUUUCAGCUGUAGGUUCUUUUUUUUUUCUUUCCGCGAAAGUUCUCAGCCCGUAUCGCGUGAGGAUCCCAAAAGCUGACUCCCUCGAGGGCGCAGCCAGCUGAAAAGCCCGAGGAAACUGGAAACGCCCUUUUUUGUGAGUGAUUCGCAACACACUUCGAACGGUGCGAAGGAGUCAAUAACGGUCGCAGUCGUAAAUAUGCCGGAGACAGACACCGCUCACGCGACAGAGGAAUGUCAAUCCGCGAGCGCUCAGUCCUUGCAGAUGCGCCGGCACCAAGCCGAGACACGGCCUUUGAGAUAUGCUUGCGAAGCCAGCUCUCCUCCUGAUUGUCGUGCACGGAUGCAUUGAAACUGUACUGUGCCAAAGACCAGGAGCCCACUUGAAAAAGUCUAAGCAGUGGAAGAAUUUCGAGAGAGACUGGGACAUAUUAAUGCAUCACGUAUUCACGCAGGAAGAAGAAGUGCUCCUCUCAAACUGCUGUAACCCAGAACAGUCUAAGGCUGUGGAACGUUGCGUCAAGAGAUCGAGUUUUACCUGGAAAGAAUACAUACAGCUGCAGAUAACGGUGGUAAAAUGGAGGAAUAACAAGAACCACGUCAACGAAAUGGAAGAGAAAAAGAAAAUCUUCGAACUGUUGAAAAGAGGGAAGAUAUCCAUGUGGGUUUUGAUCACGAAGCUCAGGGGACUCAUGGACUGCUUGUGGACAGUUCACAAAAAAAGGCCAAACAACAGCUCGUAACUAAACUGGCAAUAAAAUAUGUACAUUUUCCUCCA
Dermacentor andersoni is the source of this 858-nucleotide messenger RNA. RefSeq lists its product as uncharacterized. The record is from RefSeq and is a predicted model, not a curated record. Lineage: Eukaryota; Metazoa; Arthropoda; Arachnida; Ixodida; Ixodidae.